AUGGAGCAGAGAAGAAGGCGAGGAAGAAUAAACGGAUACAACAACAAUAUCUAUCUGCUCUUGUUCUUCUUCUUAGUCUUCGCUUCAAGAACCGGCACAAGCGCAAGUUGUCGGCGAAGAACUGUGAAACACUUAUCCACGACUCCAGCUUCAUCAACACCACUCGAGUCUAGAAUCACUUCCAAGGUUAUCGUUAUUAGCAUCGUAUCAGGGAUUUUAACCGGGUUGGUCUCGGCCUUAGUGUUGGCUUUCUUGGUCCGUUGCAUUGUCAAAUACAUGAAACAGACGCCGAUUCUCAAAGGUCCUGUGGUGUUUUCCCCAAAGAUUACACCUAAAUCUCUCCACGCCGCUCUCGGCAAUGGUAUCCAGUUGCUUGGCUCAGAUCCUAACGGGAAAUACUACAAGAUGGUGCUAGAUAACGGUCUAGUGGUUGCAGUCAAGAGGCUAGGCUCGCUUGAAGGAAAUGGCUCACCAGAAGCAACUAGUAGUAGCAAGUCGGUUAAGAGAAGGUUGCAGAAGGAGCUUGAGCUUCUUGCUGGGUUAAGGCAUAGGAACCUUAUGAGUUUAAGAGCUUACGUUCGCGAAUCAGAUGAGUUCUCUCUUGUCUAUGAUUACAUGCCGAAUGGUAGUCUCGAGGAUGUGAUGAGUAAGGUUAGAGCGAAAGAGGUAGAGCUUGGAUGGGAGAUUAGGCUUAGAGUUGCAGUUGGAAUUGUGAAAGGGCUUCAGUAUCUUCAUUUCAGCUGUGAGCAACAGAUUCUUCAUUACAACUUGAAACCUACAAAUGUGAUGUUGGAUUCUGAGUUUGAGCCUCGCCUUGCUGAUUGCGGAUUGGCUAAGAUCAUGCCUAGUUCAAACACAGGGGUGUCUUGCUACUCUGCUCCUGAGUCUUCUCAAAGCAACAGAUACACAGACAAAAGCGACAUAUUCAGCUUUGGGAUGAUACUAGGUGUUCUUUUAACCGGAAAAGACCCGACCCAUCCUUUAUGUGGAGAGGCUGCAGGCGGAGGCAGCUUAGGACAGUGGCUGAAGCACUUGCAGCAAUCCGGGGAAGCACGAGAAGCAUUAGAUAAGAGUAUUCUUGGAGAGGAAGUGGAGGAAGACGAGAUGUUAAUGGCUCUACGAAUCACCAUUAUCUGCCUUUCUGAUUUCCCGGCAGACCGGCCUUCUAGUGAUGAGCUUGUCCACAUGCUUACACAACUGCACAGUUUUUAG
Molecule: messenger RNA, 1212 nt
Organism: Thlaspi arvense
Lineage: Eukaryota; Viridiplantae; Streptophyta; Magnoliopsida; Brassicales; Brassicaceae
Source: the annotation of a GenBank genome assembly